AUGGACAACCUGCAAAAGAUCGAUCUACUUCAAGCUGAAGUUGACGAGACUGAUCAAAGCUAUCUUCGCCUUCUGGUCAAUAAUCAAUCUAUAAAAUACAUUACCAUCGACCCUGGCGUCUACAGCGCCGAAGAUAUGUGCUUUGGCCCUUCUCUAACCUUGAUUUUGCCAGAACUCCCGCCCGGAGAUUGGAAUGAUGGACUGGUUACCAAAGGCGCUAAGGAUGGCCGAGCAUAUUUUGCUUCCGUCAAGUCCACUCAAUUCCCUGGGGUGCAAAAUCACUGGCAUGGGACAUACGUGGACUACUUGGGGCUUUCAGUCAGACGAAAAUUACGAACAGGUCUCUACGAGGUCAAGUGCCCAUCACUCGAUUGUACUGUUGUCGCCAAAUUCGCACGCUUCCCCUGGGAAAUUCAAUACAUUGAGAACGAAACCUCCGCAUAUCAAUGGAUAUCGGGAUAUGAUAUUGGGCCCCAAUUUCUAGGUCACGUGACUGAAAAUGGCCGGGUGAUUGGAUUCUUAAUGGAACACAUAACCAACGCGAGGCACGCGGGCGCUCAGGAUGUUGAAAUCUGCAGGGAGGUCUUGUCUCGGCUACAUGGCUUGGGGAUCCUUCAUGGGGAUACAAAUCGAUUCAACUUCCUCAUUCACGACUCUAAAGCUACGUUGAUCGAUUUUGACACGGCUCAGAAAUGUGACGACCCAGACGCACUUAAGCAGGAGAUGGAAAAUUUACCAGGAUGUCUCAAAGACCUCUCGUCAAGAGGAGGAGGAGGAGGACUUCCCUGAAAGGAUCGUUCUGACUUCACAGAAAUGGUUAUUGGUAGAGGGCAUCCUACUUUCUAAGAUGAUAUAUGUUGAUGCUCCUUGGGCUACCUCCUGUAUUUCUGUACCUGGUCCAACCUUAACUGAAUUUAUGACCUAUUACUGCCGGUCCAAGAUCAGAAGAGAGAACUGUAGAU
Molecule: messenger RNA, 962 nt
Organism: Monascus purpureus
Lineage: Eukaryota; Fungi; Ascomycota; Eurotiomycetes; Eurotiales; Aspergillaceae
Source: the annotation of a GenBank genome assembly